AUGCCGGGAUCUGUGGGCAUCCCGGGCUUGGCAGGCAUUCUGGGCUCCAUGGGCAUCCCGGGUUCCACGGGCAUUCCGAGCCCCUCGGGCAUCCCGGGGGCUCCGG
Acanthisitta chloris (rifleman) is the source of this 106-nucleotide messenger RNA. RefSeq names its product putative cuticle collagen 75. NCBI's taxonomy places the organism in Eukaryota, Metazoa, Chordata, Aves, Passeriformes, Acanthisittidae. The record is from RefSeq and is a predicted model, not a curated record. The annotation marks the transcript as partial. The transcript has a single exon.